UUUCGAAUUACCGUCGAUUUCGUUAGAAUUCGGCAUUAAUUAUGUGUGGAUUUUGAUAAUUCUACACUCCAAGUUUGAUUUUAGAUUGCUUUGAUUUUGGUUUGUUCGGUUUCUGUCUGUGUGUUUUGCUUGAUCGAUUCAGAGCAGGCAGCCUUCAGAUCUUAAGUGAUGGCGCAAGCAGCUGGAAAUUCAGGAUGGCUGAGAGGAAAAGUAAAAGCUGUUUUGUCUGGUGACACCUUGGUGAUUAUGGGAUUUACCAAAGCUGAAAUCCCCCCUGAAAAGACUGUCGUUUUAGCUCAUCUUUCCGCUCCAAGAUUAGCACGGAGAGGUGGCCAGGAUGACCCAUUUGCAUGGGAAAGCAGAGAAUAUCUACGGAAGCUGUGUAUAGGAAAGGAUGUUGUUUUUAGAACGGAAUAUACCAUUCCAAAUUUCUCCCGAGAAUUCUGCAGUGUUUUCAUUGGCACUACAAAUGUUGGGAACGAGGUUGUCACUCACGGCUGGGCUAAGGUUAAGGAGGCUAAAGGAGAGGUGACUCCUGAGCAUACUGAAUUGCUACGCCUUGAAGAACAAGCCAGACAACAGGGAGUAGGUUUAUGGGACAGGUCUCCGGGUUCUGUUGAGGCAGCUAUCAGGAACCUCCCACCAUCUGCUGUUGGUGAUCCCAGCAAUCUGGAUGCGAUGGGGCUUUUAGCUACAAACAAAGGCAAACCCAUGGAAGCUAUUGUAGAGCAAGUUCGUGAUGGGAGCUCACUUCGUGUUUAUUUGCUUCCGGGGUUUCAGUUUGUCCAAGUAUUUGUUGCUGGAAUCCAGUCCCCAUCGAUGGGAAGAAGGACAACACAAGAAUCUACUAUAGUAACUGAAGUACCAUCCGAUGAACCAAAUGGAGAAGCUAAUGCGGAGUCUCGUGGCCCCUUGACAUCAGCCCAGAGAGUUACUGCCUCAUCAACCUACAAUGAAGUUGCCGCAGACCCCUAUGGGAGGGAAGCUAAACAUUUCACUGAGAUUCGUGUGCUAAACAGAGAUGUCCGCAUUGUUCUCGAGGGUGUUGACAAGUUCAGCAAUUUGAUUGGUUCUGUCUAUUACUCCGAUGGUGAAUCAGCAAAGGACCUGGCAAUGGAGCUUAUUGAAAAUGGAUAUGCUAAAUAUGUCGAGUGGAGUGCAAGUAUGAUGGAAGAUGAAGCCAGGAGGAAGUUGAAGGCUGCAGAACUUCAAGCAAAGAAGACCAAGUUGAGGCUUUGGACAAACUAUGUACCCCCAGCCACUAAUUCAAAGGCGAUAUCAGACAAUUUCACUGGAAAGGUAGUAGAAGUUGUUAGUGGGGACUGCAUCAUUGUUGCGGAUGAUUCUCUUCCAUUCGGCAGUCCAGCAGCUGAGCGACGAGUCAAUCUCUCAAGUAUCAGGUGCCCCAAACUGGGAAAUCCACGGAGAGAGGAGAAACCUGCUCCUUAUGCCCGUGAAGCAAGGGAAUUUCUGAGAACAAGAUUAAUUGGCCGUCAAGUUCAAGUUUCAAUGGAAUACUCUCGGAAGGUCCCCCUUGCCGAUGGAUCUGCUGCCCCAGCUGGGCCAGCAGAUUCAAGGGUAAUGGGCUUUGGAUCAGUCUUCCUCUUGUCUCAAGGGAAGGAAAGUGAAGAUGUCUCUGCUGCUCCCCCUACAGCAGUCACUCAGCAGCCUGGUGUGAAUGUUGCUGAACUCGUUAUUGCUCGUGGGUUUGGCACUGUCAUUAGACAUAGAGACUUUGAGGAAAGAUCAAAUUACUACGAGAAUCUUCUUGCAGCUGAAACUCGUGCUACUGCUGGAAAGAAGGGAAUUCAUUCUGCUAAAGACCCUCCUGUUAUGCACAUUAUGGAUCUCUUGACGGCCUCGGCCAAGAAAGCCAAAGAUUUCCUCCCGUUUCUGCAACGAAACAGGAGGAUGACUGCUGUUGUUGAAUACGUCCUUAGUGGUCACAGAUUUAAACUAUUUGUCCCUAAAGAAACAUGCAGCAUCGCUUUCUCAUUUUCUGGGGUCAGAUGCCCUGGACGUGAUGAGCCUUACUCCAAUGAAGCAAUUUCACUUAUGAGACGGAAGAUAAUGCAGAGGGAUGUAGAGAUUGAAGUGGAAACAGUUGAUAGAACUGGUACCUUCUUGGGCUCUUUGUGGGAAUCAAAAUCUAAUGUGGCAAUCAUUCUUCUGGAAGCUGGACUUGCAAGACUUCAGACGUUUGGCGCUGAUAGGAUUCCAGAUGCUCAUCUUCUUGCUCAAGCCGAGCAGUCUGCCAAGAAGCAGAAAUUGAAGAUAUGGGAAAACUAUGUGGAAGGAGAGGAAGUUACUAAUGGUGCAGCUCCUGAUAGAAAACAGAAAGAAGAAUUCAAGGCCGUGGUGACUGAAGUCCUUGGCGGAGGCAAAUUCUAUGUUCAGAAUGUUGCAGAUCAGAAAGUUGCUUCCAUCCAGCAACAACUUGCUUCUUUAAACCUCAAAGAAGCACCCGUGCUUGGUGCAUUUAACCCAAAGAAGGGCGAUAUUGUUCUCGCUCAGUUUAGUGCAGAUAACUCUUGGAACCGAGCCAUGGUCGUAAGCGCUCCACGUGGUGUCGUUCAAUCGACUAAAGACAGAUUCGAAGUCUUUUACAUCGAUUAUGGAAAUCAAGAAGCUGUUACAUAUACCCAGUUGCGUCCACUGGAUGCAUCGGUAUCGUCUGCACCUGGGCUGGCUCAACUUUGCCAACUUGCUUACUUAAAGGUACCGACUUUGGAGGAGGAUUACGGUCAGGAAGCAGCCAUGCUUCUAAGCGAAAGCACACUUAACGGGCCAAAGGAAUUCAGGGCAGUGAUUGAGGAGAGGGAUACUUCUGGAGGAAAAGUGAAAGGGCAAGGAACCGGAACUAUUAUUUUGGUAACUUUGAUUGAUGAGGAAGCCGAUACGAGUGUUAACGCCAUGAUGCUGAAGGGAGGACUAGCAAGGUUGGAGAAAAGGAGGAGAUGGGAGCCUAAAGACCGACAAGCUGUGCUGGAUGAAUUAGAAAAGCAUCAGACAGAAGCGCGUACCAAAAGAUUGGGAAUGUGGGAGUAUGGUGAUAUCCAGUCUGAUGACGAUGAGAACCCUCUGCCUGCUAAGAAAACAGGUGCUGCUGGCAAACGUUAAAAAGAAAUAGGAAGUUGGAUGUUUUUGGAGAUUUUCGUUUGUUCUAUUUAAUUUUAUUUGGGAGCACAAUUUUGUUUUGCAUUCUGUAGUAGUUUAAUUUAUACGACUUAAUAAAGCGAGCAGUAAUGGCAGGGACAUGAGUUGUUAAGCGGUACGGAUGUUUGUUUGUGAUAUAAGCUUACUUUUCGGAGUUUAACUUA
Cynara cardunculus var. scolymus (artichoke) is the source of this 3320-nucleotide messenger RNA. Its product is annotated as ribonuclease TUDOR 1-like. Lineage: Eukaryota; Viridiplantae; Streptophyta; Magnoliopsida; Asterales; Asteraceae. The transcript is spliced from 17 exons. Gene Ontology annotation, cellular component: cytosol; nucleus; RISC complex. Gene Ontology annotation, biological process: regulatory ncRNA-mediated gene silencing; mRNA catabolic process. The coding region runs from base 169 to 3120 and encodes 983 amino acids. Gene Ontology annotation, molecular function: RNA binding; nuclease activity. The record is from RefSeq and is a predicted model, not a curated record.